Colias croceus (clouded yellow) is the source of this 2103-nucleotide messenger RNA. RefSeq names its product O-acyltransferase like protein-like. Bases 123 to 2021 code for a protein of 632 amino acids. The transcript is spliced from 12 exons. The record is from RefSeq and is a predicted model, not a curated record. Gene Ontology annotation, molecular function: acyltransferase activity, transferring groups other than amino-acyl groups. NCBI's taxonomy places the organism in Eukaryota, Metazoa, Arthropoda, Insecta, Lepidoptera, Pieridae.
GUUACUUCGCUUUUGAACUUCUGUACUUAUAAAUAAAUGUAUAGCGGAUGCUGACCUUAAAUUAUUCAUUUAAUUGAAAUUUCCGAACGAGGUGCUCGCGUUGUGAAAUUUUAUCGCAAAAAAUGUUAUUAAUUGUGUGUUUAACUGUUUUAUUGUUUUCAUGUCGUGAUGUAUAUUGUUAUAGACUUAAUGAAACUGAACACGCGCGGAUGCCACCCCUCUUCCAUUUGGACAACUAUGGCCGAUGUUUGAGCCAAGAUGAUGGUCUAUAUUGCCUCGUGAGCAUCUCUCUCACGGCAAAUCCCAAAAAUGAACUAAUGCAAAUGAUUGAGAUAUACUCAGCAGACGAAAUAGUACAUUAUAACUAUACCUAUUUAGACCAUGGAAUAUGUGUAACUCGUAGAUGUAAAUCGUACAUUUCAAAAAUAGAUAAAGGAAAUACAGAGGACCUACAAUCGGCCCUUGAGGGAUGCAUCAACGAAUAUUAUGGAAAAAGAUACGGUUUAAAUACCAGUGUAUCAAUUUAUUACUGUAAACAACCAAAUGAAGGCUUCAAAAUAGAUAUAGGAGAUUAUGUGUUUGGUGGAUGUCUGUUUAUAUUGGUGAUGAUAAAUCUUACAGCAACGAUAUAUGAUUGGCGACUGAAUCGAACGCUUGGCAAGGACGGGAAAAAUAGCAACGGGAACAAGUUGCUGAUAUGUUUCUCUGUUGUGCGAAACUGGAAGCAAUUAAUUUUGCCUGAGACGGGCGAUGAGAGAUUUGAAAUAUUCAAGGGGAUAAAUGGAUUGAGAUCGAUUCUGACCUUCAUGAUGAUAUUUGCUCACACGAUGUGGCUCAUGGCUUGCGGUUUCGUUGACAAUCCACUUGAUUUUGAAAAGACAUACGACAACAUUCUGUACCACUUCAUCUACAACGGCAUGAUGUUAGUACAGACCUACUUCCUCAUGUCGGGGUGUUUGCUCGUCUACUCACUGAAGGUGAGCCCUCACACCAAGAGCCUCACGUGGUCGCAACUACCGCUUAUACUCUUUUAUAGAUGGUGCAGGUUAACCGGCAGCCUCGCAGUGAUCCUAGGUUUCAUAACCACGUGGUAUCGCCACGUGGGUUCGGGUCCACUGUGGGACUACCACGUGACACCAAUCAUUAACAUGUGUAGAACAUAUUGGUGGUCACACUUGCUGUUCAUUAAUAAUUACGUGGAAGGGAACAAGGCGUGUGCUAUACAGACUUGGCAUCUAGCAGCAGAACUGCAAAUGUUCGCCAUUGGUCUGGUCCUAUUUAUGCUCACACGAACCCGCGGCAGGAAGUUGGCCAUUUUGUUGAUGUUCCUUGUUGGUUGUGUGGCACCGGCUAUACAUGUGUGGGUGCAGGACUUUGAUGGAGUCCUUGUUAUGAAGCCAGAACUGUACCGCAAGUUCCAAAGCGAGAUGUUCAGUAAGAUGCACAUAAAGUUCCACAACAACAUGGCGUGUUAUGCGAUCGGCAUGUUUCUGGGACUUUUCAUAUAUAAUGCGCAGAAGAAUAAGACUUUUGAGUUGAAGAAGAAGAGGAAACUAGCCUACAUCACAUGGCUAAUAAUUCCUCUUAUAUUCGUCGUAUACUUUUCUGGAACGAUUUUCUAUACGAAUGGCGGAAAAGCGUCCAUGUCCCUGCGGAUCAUGUACGCGGCAUCCCACAGGGCUCUGCUUGGGGCCUUGCUGUCGUACCUUAUACUGAGCUUGGUGUUUAAGUUUGAAGGCACAAUCCGCCCAAUCCUUGAGUGGAGUGGUUGGCGGAUUCCCAGCAAACUGGCAUAUGCCGUGUUUCUGAUACACGUGAGUGUGUUACAUCACUUGCAGGGGACGAAGCAUCAGCUUGGACACGCGGAUUUCUUUUAUGUGAUAAUAGUUCACCUGGGCGUGGUCUGGGGAUCUUACAUACUAGCGCUACCGAUGCAUAUCCUCGUUGAAGUGCCCAUUACUAGCUGUUUCAAAUUAUUGUUGUAUAAAGAUGAAACUAACACAGAGAAGAAAAUUAAAUAAUUAUUUAAGAAAUAUUUUAAUUUUUGUGUAAGAAAAGAUCAUGCUAAGAAGAAAAAAUGGUAAUUUAUGAUAUUUUUGAAGU